Molecule: messenger RNA, 1876 nt
Organism: Scatophagus argus
Lineage: Eukaryota; Metazoa; Chordata; Actinopteri; Scatophagidae
Gene: nusap1
Product: nucleolar and spindle associated protein 1
Exons: 12
Coding region: 121-1524 (467 amino acids)
Biological process (GO): mitotic cytokinesis; mitotic chromosome condensation; establishment of mitotic spindle localization
Cellular component (GO): mitotic spindle; nucleolus; microtubule
Molecular function (GO): microtubule binding
Source: RefSeq, a predicted model, not a curated record
UGUGUUUUGAAUCGGAGCAUUUUAACCGUCCGGCGGUGCCGCCACAGUUACAGCCCAAAAGGCGUGAAACGAGUGUAUGUUGUUUUCUUCUCACUAGACGGAAUACACUAUCGCACCAGCAUGGAUUUGGACUCCAUGAAAUACGCAGAGCUGCGAAGCCUCGCUAAGGAGCUCGGGCUUAAGGCGAACAUGAAGGCCGAUAAACUCCUGAAAGCGAUCAAGCAACAUUAUCAACCAGAAAAUAAUAAGGGAAAGCAGGGACAGGAGACAGAAGAUGAAAACGCGACCAUAAGCGGUCCUCGGGAAAAUAAAGACGCAUCUUGCAGGGAAGAAGUUUGCAGCCCCGCUGUGUUUGUGAACACACGUCGAGGCAGAGGAAACGCUACCAAGAGAAGGAUCUCUGAUACUGCAGCAGUGGCUGAGCCUGAUGCCAAGUCACCCCCAGGUGCUCCAGAGGGUGACACUGAAGUGGCUGCGCCCGGUGGACCCUGCGGUGCUAAGAAGAGAAAAGUGUCCCCUACCAAGGAUUCUAAGCACAGCAAAUCUGUGAGCACUGCGAAUGAGCAGCGGCAGCCUGACAUUAAGGAUGAAGCACCUGUGCAUGGCGAUGCGGUGUGUUCAGAAAAAGCUCCAAAAAUGACCAAAGCUGGUAAAAUCCCUCGUCUCCAAGGAGUCCAGAAGAACAAGCCGUUGUUGAAGCCUGUCACUCCUAACUUCAAAAAACUCCACGAGGCACAUUUUAACAAGAUGGAAUCGAUUGACUCGUAUGUCCAGCGGAAGACCAAGCAGAUGGAGACUUACAGAAGUUCAGUUAGAGAACUGAAGAACCUUUCAGACAAAACUACAGUGCAGCAAGCUGAUGGCAAAAUUCAAAUGAAGGCAAAUCGUGCUUCCAUAUUCAGCCCCGUCCCGGGGAAUAAGAGGGCCGCUGAGGACAAGCGCAGACACACUUUGCUCUCAGCCAGCAAAGCUCCUCUGAAUAAACCUGCUGGGAAGGAAGAUGCUCCGUUCAGACCGUCUGUCCUUUCCACUCGCAGGAUCAAUGUCCGGUUCUCAGAAGCCACUCGUGACAAUGAACACAAGAGGUCCAUGGUGAAGACGCCGGCACGCGUGUCCUCCUGCGUGACCUUGAGCACCCCUUUAAAGCAGACCACUGAUGGAGCAAAGUCCAGCAGUGUCAAGGCUUCAACUUUCUCUGCCACAAAAACACCAGGACCGUUUGUUUUCACCGGAAACACGAGUAUUUCAACAACCCCCGGAACACAAAAGGCAAAAUUUGACCUGAAGGCGAGUCUCUCUCGUCCCCUCACCUACAAGCCUCAUACAGGUAAGCUGAAGCCCUUCGGAGAGCCCAAAGAAAACACAGCAGCAAACCAGUCGCUGAUCUCAGCCAACUCGCAUCAGAAAAAUUACAAACAGCACCAAGUCCAGACAAGGGAUGACAGGAGAGCAAAACACACGGAAAACAGGAAGCAAAAGAAGGCGAGCUUGCUCGGUGCAAGAAGAGGCCUCGUCAUGAUGUAAAAAUGUUGCGCUUGUAGUCGUUUUGUACAGCCUCUCGUUUCCGUGUAAAUAUUCUGUCAUCUGCCGCUGACACAUUUGUUUCUGCCUGCUGCUGGGGAAUUAGACAAGUUCACAUUUUCUGCUUCUAGUCAAACCUACCAUGCAUUAGAAUAAACACUGUAUAGUCGUGAGUGAUCCAUUUCUGUACUUUCAUGUGUAGAUGAUCGACGUCCUGUGUUGCUGCAUGUUAAAAUGGUACUUUUGUACCUUUUUUCCUUUAAAAAUUGCCUUUACUUAUUUGAUAAGCUUUUGAAUUUGAUGUUUUUACUUUUUUUUGGAAAAGAUUGAUAAAACAAACAUUGAUGCAAAAGAA